CAUAAGCACGGGAAACGUGACAAACGCUCUGUGUGCAGAGCACAGAGCGCCCCGUGUUUUCGACGUUGAUUUUUGUGCGAAUGCCUGUAUAUUUAAGCACAUGCAUAUGAGAGGGUAAUUAAAGUGACAUUCGCAAGUGAAUUAGUGCUAACUAUGUACAGGGUGCUCAUUUUUAUCCGUUACAGAUUUUUUAUUAAAAAAAAGCUAUAAGAGCAGAGUAGAUGACGCUUAUGCAGAUAAGUAUACGGCUAAGCGGACAUCGUCUCGAAGAGAGUAUGUAAUAAAAGGAGACUAAUUACUUAAAAUUCAUUAAUUACCUCUUUAUUUAGCGUACCUCGGGCAAAAGCGAAAUGGCGGAAUGGGAGACAAUCCCCGUAGAAAGGCAUUACAUUGUUAAAAAGUCCUGAAACGUACACGUGCAUUGAAAUAUCCGUUUCUUUCUGCUUUUCUUCUUUUUUUUUCGUUUUUGUUUUCUUUAUUGGAGAGUGGUUGUCUGUUUAUGGGAUCGAGUAGCCGAAUUCUUUGUGUCACAUGAAUUCAAUCUCUCCCUUUUACUUUUUUUCGCAACAUCAACAUCAUCCACAUCGCCGAAUUUUGCCAUGCAAAUCAGCCGAAACCGAUACCGCGACCAUCGGGAGCGGAGGGCGGACAGCGCUCGUUCCACGUCAGAUGGCCACGUGCUUCGGGGCGAUGGAGGUGAUUGGAGUAGACGCUGAUCUGCUGGCCAGAUCAACCGCUUCUCGGUCCAGAUAAGCCACCGCCGGCCGUUGUGCUGUGUGGGUGUUUUAUCUGGGUUUCCUCAGACGCUUGAAUACAAAUGUCGGCGCAGUUCUCUGUGAAGUCGGCCCAGGACGCACGAUCGGGGGGCGUCGCGGGCCUGCGAUAUCCUGACGUCGCCCGCCUGAGCGUGGCCGACUACGGCAAGCAGUUCCAUACCCACACUAGCCUCAGCGAAGGUAAUGCGCUCUCGUGGCGCGUGGUUUUGGUUUCGGCUCAUUUGCAUAGCGACAGAAUGCCUUUCAACGAGGAUUGUCUUUCAUUCUACCACUUCGCUUUUGCCCAACAUUACCUAAUUAUACGAAAUUAAUUACGAAAUUAUAUGAUUUUAGAGUUAAAUAAUGAACUUUUGGGAGUCAUUUUGUAGUUACAUAUUCUACUCCAGAGGAUGACCGCCUUGCCGUAUAACUCAACUACAAAAACCUAUACUGUUCUCAUAGCAUUAUAUAAAAAGUGUGUACCGGAUAGAAAUUGAACACGCUGUGCAUCACAUGUAGGUAAAAGUACGCGCAUCAUGAUUUGCAGAAAGCGCGGAUCCAAAUAGUAAGAUAAGUUUUUUAGUAAGAUAGUGGUAGUUUUUGUUUUCUAUAAUCAAACUCAAACUCAAUACGGAGGGAAAUGGAGCAUGUAUGUAUGUAGUUGGAAGUUUAGUGGCGCGAGGAGGGAAAUGGACCACAGCGCUCCCUGUGUUGAAUCCGCGCCUUCUGUAAGUAGUGGCGCAGUACCAACAAGCCCAACUUCCUACCUUGUUGAGAAGAUUACAAUAGUAAAUAUUAAGGGUAGUCACCCCCGAUGUUAAUGCGGAUGAGCCUGGCACAGAGUAGGACGAAAAAUAUCCCUGCAAGAAAUCUCAUACCGUGCCCCAGUGUGGGGCGGGCCCGGGCACAAACGAGUCAAACCCUUGCGGCCCAUCGGGAACUUUGCCGGUCGGUAAGGUCUAUGGUCAGCUACUCUUAACCCGGGGCAAUGCGGGGGAGGUAAACAUUGCUUCCAGCACCGUGUGUCGGAGAUUUUAGGCGCGCGGCAAAAGAACCCCAGUGGUCGAAUCUAUCCGCAGUCCUACGCUGCGGCACGUGCAACAUGUCGACCCCCCCCCCCCCCCCCCACUGUCCAGACAAAACUUGCGUGUGACAUCACGGCACCGUUAUGGCCAAUCUCGCCCUGAACUGUGCCAAGGAUGCGCUCAAACGUGAAACCCUGUGAUCUUUUGGGACGUGCGAGCAACCAAUUAUUCACCUCAUUAUUCAGUUCCCCAUCGUCUUGAAACGCUGUGCCAUGCACCAACGUGCACUUUGAGAGCUCCAAAAAAUGUUGCAUUACAUUACAGUGAGUAUCUUUCCGUCAUGUGUUUUUCCGUCCGGAUCGGAGCGGUAUAGGACGGACCACAUUAUGAAUCCGUCUGGCUACGCACGGGCAGAGGCUGAAUUCUUCGCAGCCGCGUCGGGUAGGGCUUCGCGACUUCAGGUCGACUGCGGUCCGAUGCUUCCAGUACCGCGAAGCGCUCAAGCGCGCACGCGCAUAGUUAGCCCGUUGCUGUACCUUGCUGCUUGCGUUGCGGUUCUUGCAGGUAAACAGUGGUCCGCUUCAUGGGAUUCCAAUGUUGUCGAGGUCCUAUCUCGUUGGAAACUUCGGCUAGCGUGUUCAAAGUCUGACUGGCGUCCUGAUACAUGCCUUGCGCACGACACCGCAUCAAGAGUGAACAAGAGGAAGCAGUAUAAAAUACGCUCGCUCGAGUGGACUCUCCCUGUCGAAACAUGUUAGAAGAGAGUGACAAUUGUAAAGCCUGUCGGCUAUAUAUCCGGCAUUUCUUAUCGGGCACUGUCGACAGGGUCCAUAUAACUGGCCGUCAUAAACUGAUUUUGCAGAAAAACAUUCAACACUGACUUUGCCCAUGCCAACGGGCAUGUAGUGAGUGCCUCACAUUCUACCGACUUCAUAGCAAACUGAGAUAUUGCUGUCCAAGUUUAGAGAAGCAAUUUUACUUGCAACACUCACUUCCUCAGUCUAGGACCAUUGAAAGUGUUACGAGAAAGCGUCUCUGCUCCAAACAAGUGGGACACCGCCCUAACACGGGGUUCCUCCGACGCCAUUCUCCUGCUCGCAUUGUACCCAACAGCGUCGACGCCGAUGGCACCUCCAGGAGACAGAGAUGUCUUGUUACACCAGCAAGGAGGUGGUCAUUGCAGACGACGGCUCUACGUAGCCGUUGGUGCAGCAGUCCUCAAUUCCGUGACUUUUGGCAUGUCAUUCAGCUAUUCUUCACCUGCUCUACCUGACAUACGGAAACGGAUUCCAUUCAGCGAUGUUCAGAGUGACUGGUUCGGCAGUUUACACAACAUUGGAGCCGUACUCGGUGCACCAGCCGCAGGACAACUGUUACACGCACUCGGUCGAAAGAACACCGUCCUGCUGUGCACCUUGGGCUACAUAUCAGGUUACCUCAGCAUCCAGGCUCUGCCAGUACCAGAACUCAUGUUUGUUGGUCGCCUGCUCUCCGGAUUCUCAUCCGGUAUGACGUCAGUAGCUGUCCCCGUCUUCAUCUCCGAAAUCAGCCCACCGAGCAUCCGAGGGGCACUCAACCAAACAUACCCACUUACAGUGGCGACUGGAAUACUCCUCAGCUAUGUGUUAGGCAAAUGGUUAGAGUACACUUGGCUCGCCACAGUAUGCAUGAUUCCCCCAACACUCACUGCAGUAAUACUACCUUGGAUGGCUGACUCUCCACGCUGGCUUCUACAAGUAUCUCGCCACGAAGACGCAAGGAACGCGCUCAAUUACUACCGUUACCCCGACAGCGCAGAGGAAGAACUGGUACAAAUCUCAAGGACCAUAGACUGGUAUUCGAAGUCUCCUCUCUCAGAGCUGCGGCAACCGCACAUUCUGAAACCUUUCCUGUGCACACUACUCGCAAUGUUUCUGCAGCGUUUUUCUGGUGUGGGUAUAGUGUUCUUUUAUGCUCAAGACAUGUUUAAGGAUGCCAGUUCAACCAUGGACGCUGCUGAUAGUGCAAUUAUUAUGGGUACGGUGCAAGUGCUGUCGGUUGCAGCUACGGUUUUCACGGUAGACAAGUGUGGAAGAAGGAAGAUGUUGCUCUUAAGCCUAGCCGUUUGUUGUGUUACCCUUAGCCUCUUCGGUGCGUUCUACCACCUCAAGAAGAACGCGAGUGCCGGGUUCGCAGUCGACUACGGUUGGGUACCGUUAGCUUUAAUGUGCGUCUUCGUGGUUGGUUACGCAUUCGGUGUCGGCUCACUGCCUUGGGUGCUCCUGGCAGAGAUGCUACCACUUCGAAUUAAGGGUUUCGCAACGGGUGCCGCGGUGUCCUUCAACUUCCUCUGCAUCGCGCUUGUCACGGCGAAAUACCACGACGCCAUUGCCCUGUUGGGACACGACGGCUUGUACUGGUUUUACGCGGUCAUCAUGGCGGUUGGUUUCGUGCUGAUCGGGAAGUUCCUUCCCGAAACAAAAGGCAAGACCCUGGAAGAAAUCGAAAGUACGUUUGGAAAGCGUACUCUAGAGAUGACCGAUGACGGACAGGUUUGACCAACGGCCUCCUCAACUAUGACGCGACGUUCAUCACGAGCACAAACUGUAUCAUGUAGUUCAAGAGGUCUGUGAAGUAGUGCAAAACAUCGGCUAUACGCCACCAACCUUUUACUUCGUGUGGUCGAGUGACCGCAAACGCAUGUCACGUGCGGUAUCACUCCAGCAAAAUCUCGUUCCACCAUAUCUGCGAUACAGUCACUCAGCGUUACGACGCGGAUUACAUAAUGUGGUACAGGUUACAGGAGUUCAAGGUCUUGCAUCCACUUUACGACCAAAUGCGCAUUAUGUUCUGCAACUGCGUAGCAAAAUGUGUGUGACGUGUACUGGACUAUCUGCGUGCGUGCAAGUAUACUAGUGCAUAUUUCGGGGUCUUAGCUCGCGAGACAACUGUGACCAUAAGCGACGGGAUGGGAGGCAGCAACCACCACUUCUUCUGUGCUUUGGUGUUGUCAAUUGAACCUUAUUUUUCUUUCGCGUCACAGAAGCACAGCGAAAAUUUAUUAAUGCGUUUGCAUUAGGAGUGUCAAAGUGGAAAAAGCUGUAUGUAUGUGUGGGUGUAUGUGCGUGUGUCUGAGAUGGUGAAGCCUCUCCGAGACAGAGGUAUAAGUGGAGAUCUAAAGGGGGAUGAGGGAUAAAUGUAAGUGAAGGCAAAUGAUGAAAUUGAAGUAGUUUAAGGUAAUUAAGAGUAAGGAGUAAGAGUAAUUAAAGGUAAUUAAAACAAGAAAGUUGAAUUUAAAGGUAAUCUCUUUAAGAUAUGUAAGUAAGACAAAAAUUAAUUGAAAGUAAAGAUUACCGAAGGUAAUCGCAGAUUACCUUCGGUAAUUAAAGGGUAGUUGAAAGUAAUUGAGGCUAAUUAAAGGUUAAUUAAGUGGACUUACAUAUACUAAUUGAAAAGUGUCGAACCGGAAGUCAGGUCAGACCGGAAGUGGACAACCGGAAGUCGGGUUUAGAUCGAAAGUGGAUACCUGGAAGUCAAAUAUAGACCGGAAACGGCGCUUAAUGCUAACUUCUGAUAUCACAUUUUUUUUUGCUCUGGACUUCUCUUUGCGUUCAGUUUGGUAGGGGAGCGUGGAGCUAGGUGCAUGGGAGAGGAAAACGAUCGCUACGUUCGGGAACAAUUGAAUUAUGAUAGUGUUUUCGUCUGUUGUGAGUUGCAGCCUCAGAACUGUUACUUUCCGCUAUGUUCGGGAACAAAAAGUGUUAGCGUCGUACUGUAGUUCAAUUUUGUGAAGUCCACACAUCAGUCCGGCAGUACAUAAUACCUUUGUAAAGCUUAUGUGCAUGGAUUCCCUUCUAUCCUAUCAAUUUUCGCUCUGAAUUAUGGAAUGUUUAUUUACGGUUUGCAUAUCAACCUUGUGGAAAUUGUGGCGCACGGCUAUGAGGUGCUAAAUCUGAAAGAACAAAAGUGACAGCACCUGGACAAAAACCCAGGUACAACAUGUGUGCGCAAGUUUGCCGCAGAAUGUUGCAAAAAUGUCCUUACCCACACUGAACGAGGGCGAGACUGCCGCAGAAUACCAGACACUAUACCCAGGAGGAGGGCAGGAGCAUUUUCCAGGUGCCUUAUCGCAAGUGGGCGAAACUAAAGUUAUAUCAUGUACCUACCUAUGUAUGCACGCCAAGAUUUUGGUCUCACACGAAAGCUACACGAGGUCCACAUGAUAACAUAAAUAAACAAGUACUGUGCGUCAACUGCUUCACUUCCAC
Messenger RNA from Ornithodoros turicata, 6027 nucleotides. Its product is annotated as solute carrier family 2, facilitated glucose transporter member 8-like. Bases 2905 to 4317 code for a protein of 470 amino acids. Gene Ontology annotation, molecular function: transmembrane transporter activity. Gene Ontology annotation, biological process: transmembrane transport. The record is from RefSeq and is a predicted model, not a curated record. NCBI's taxonomy places the organism in Eukaryota, Metazoa, Arthropoda, Arachnida, Ixodida, Argasidae. Gene Ontology annotation, cellular component: membrane. The transcript is spliced from 4 exons.